AUGGACUUCGAUCAAGAAGUCGCUAACCUCGACGAGAGCACCCAAGCGAUGAGCGUGGAAGACGCCCAGGCGGCGAUGUGGGCAAGAGCGCCUCUACCAGACGCGAGAUUUGCCAAUAACAGCUUGACUUUCGAACCUCUCUACCAAGAAGGUACAGUUGGGGACCACGCUGGUAAUAUCGCACCGGUCCGUCCGCGGACAAAGACUACAACGGAGUUGAAGAGAAAGAACCCUCCUGGCAAUGAUGCGGGUCCGACCCCGAAACGAGCAAAGGAAGCAGACGCCGCCACCAAAGGAGAACACCAAAUAGCCGCCAAGAAGCUGUGGAGCGAGUACCUCAUGAGAGGAGGGGUGAGCCAAGCAGGGGUGACUCUUUCUGAAAAGGAGUUCACUGAUGCCCUUCCCGAUCGAUUCCGCACGUCCACCCAUCCAGAAAUGUAUCGCCUGGAAGAUUUCGUAUACGAUCUUCUGCCAGCUACCGAAGCGCCAGUACCCUUAAAUCAAACGACUGCAGUACCGCCCACUGAAUUCGAGACCGCUCCAACUGAUUUGAUUGCUUUCAUCAAAUGGGCGAGAAAACAGAUAGAUGUCCAUACACCAGCAGACUCCAAGCGAUUGUUAUCGGCGAUCGGUUCUUUGCGGAACCCAGACACCCGGAUGCUCGGCUUCGAGCUUGCUUCAAAGUCCUUGGGUAAUCAUCUGACCAGGCUGGUCAAAAGUGCGAAAGACGCGAAGGCUCUGUACGCCCAAGUGAAGCAGGAUGGACCGCCAAAUCCGGAGCUCUUGGAGAGUAUCGGGCGGUCAGCUCGUCAGCUCGAGAUGAGAAAAGACGACUUCUACCAGCGGAUGACGGCUUUUCAUGAGGAAGCAAAGUCAAAGUUCUGA
Molecule: messenger RNA, 885 nt
Organism: Alternaria ventricosa
Lineage: Eukaryota; Fungi; Ascomycota; Dothideomycetes; Pleosporales; Pleosporaceae
Exons: 1
Coding region: 1-885 (294 amino acids)
Source: RefSeq, a predicted model, not a curated record